This is a messenger RNA of Sceloporus undulatus (fence lizard), 5952 nucleotides long. RefSeq names its product zinc finger CCCH-type containing 13 (gene ZC3H13). Gene Ontology annotation, molecular function: metal ion binding. The record is from RefSeq and is a predicted model, not a curated record. Lineage: Eukaryota; Metazoa; Chordata; Lepidosauria; Squamata; Phrynosomatidae.
CGGCGACGGCUUCUGCGCAGCGCAGUUGCUGUUGGGGAACUGUGGCUUAAGGGAAAGGAAGGAGGAGGAGGAGAGAGAGGGAAGGGGGGGAAGUCGCGUUGAGGCGCCUUGUGCUCGUCCCCAACGGCGCCCCCCUCCUUCCUUCUCCCCAUUGGGUCUCGCGCACCAGCCGUUGAAGGAGGGAGGGAGGGAAGGUGGGAGGAAAAGAAGGAGGGCGGCGUCGCUGCUGAGGUGCUGCGUUCGGGGCGGCCGUCGCUGCUCCCUGCUUCGUCCCCGUGCGUCGCGGCCCUUAUCCCGGGGGCGGGACGGACUCCCGCCUCGCCCUCUCCCCCCCUCUCCGCCCUGGGCGGCGGCGGCGGGGGCGGCGGAGGGGAGGAGUAGGGCGCCUGCGCAGGGAACAGUAGUACAAAAUGUCAAAAAUUAGAAGGAAGGUCACAGUGGAAAAUACCAAGACCAUAUCUGAUAGCACAUCCAGAAGACCCAGUGUAUUUGAAAGACUUGGACCCAGCACUGGAAGUACUGCUGAGACACAGUGCCGUAACUGGUUGAAGACUGGCAUCUGCCUCUAUGGGAACACAUGUAAAUUCGUACAUGGCCCUUCACCACGAGGUAAAGGCUUUAGCAGCAGUUACAGAAGGUCACCAGAAAGGCCUACAGGGGAUCUUCGGGAAAGAAUGAAGAAUAAGCGACAAGACAUUGAAACAGAAUCACAGAAACUUAAUCCAGAAGAGCAAUCUUCUCCUGCUAGGAAAGAGGCUUCGAGAGGAAGGCACAGGGGGAAGGAAGAUAUUAAAAUUACAAAGGAGAGGACUCCAGAAAGUGAAGAAGAAAAUCCUGACUGGGAAACAAAUAGAGACGAUUCUGAUAACGGAGACGUUAACUACGAUUAUGAUCAUGAACUUUCUCUGGAAAUGAAGCGCCAGAAGAUCCAGAGAGAGUUAAUGAAGCUUGAAGAGGAAAAUAUGGAGAAAAGGGAAGAUAUAGUAAUUAAAAAGGAGAUUUCUCCAGAGGCUGUUGGAUCAAAGUUAUCAUCUCCUUCACCAAGAAAAUCUAGCAAAUCUCCAAAACUAAUAUUGAGCCCCAAAUCUUCAUCAUCGACCAGUAAGAGGGAAAAGAAGACGUCUGCAGUUUCUUCACCCCUCUUGGACCAGCAGAGGAGUUCAAAAACCAACCACAAUAAAAAGAAGGGCCCUCGUACACCUAGUCCACCUCCACCAGUGCAAGAGGAGACUGCACAAGCAAAAAAACAUAAAGAAAAGCAUAAAGUCAAAGAACGGUUGGAAGAGAAGCCAAAGGAGGUAAAAGAGAGAGGCCGUGACUUAGAAAGACAUAAUAAAGAAAAAAAGGAGAAGCAGAGAGAUCCCUCAGAAGGUUCCCAUAGACAGAGACGUUCACCUAGUCCAGAAGAACAUUCUGGAAGUAAUUCUUCUCCUUCAAGAGAUUAUUCCCCUUCCUCAAGGAGGAGGCAGACGUCUUGGGCUCUGACUAAGUCAAGCAGCCAUAAACAUUCCUUUUCACCAUCUUGCAGGUCUGCUUCACCACCAACUCAACAUCAUUCCCCUGUAUCUUCAAGACAUCACUCCUCUUCAUCUCAGUCGGGUUCUUCUAUUCAGAGGCGUUCUCCUUCCCCACGUCACAAAAGAACUCCUUCCCCCUCUUACAAAAGGACAGCUUCCCCACCUGUAGGCCGUUCCUCCUCCCCUUAUGCACACCGAGCUUCACCUUCUUCUCAACAAAAGCAGGCCCCUUCAAGGCAUCGUUCACCAGUUAGAGAGAGAAGUCGGCAUGAUCGCGAGCGGAUUUCCCAAUCACAUGAUCGGCGCCAUGAAAGAAGAGAUGAUACUAGAGGAAAAAGGGGGAGAGAAAGAGAUAACAGAGAUGAACGUGAUUAUGACCAAGAACAGAGUACCCCGAGGGAUCACAGAGAUGAUCGAGAAUCUCGGGAUGGACGAGAUCGAAGGGAAACCCGAGAUAACAGAGACCGCAGGGAUCUAAGAGAAUCUCGGGACACUCGGGACUCACGAGAGAUUACUCGGGAUUCAAGGGACUGUAGCCGAGACACUAAAGAAAGUCGUGAUCAGAGGGACCUGCGUUCCACACGAGACACAAAUGACUACAGAGACAGAGAGAGUCGAGACACCCAUAAAAAGGAAGAUCAAUAUUUGGAGGAACCACGUAGCUAUGGAAGAAGCCAUGGGAGAGAAGAGAGUUCUCGUGCUGAAACAAGGACUGACUCAAGGAAUGAAUCUAGAAAUGAAUCCAGAACAUCUGGAAGAAGUAGAGGGAGAGGUCCUGAAUUAUCAGACAAGGGGAGUCGAGGAACAAGGGGAUCUCAGGCUGACAGCCACAAUACUAGUAGUAGCUACCAUGACAACUGGGAAUCACGAAGCAGUUAUCCUGAGAGAGAUCGCUAUGAAAGCCGGGAACAUGCAAGGGAUUCUUCCUUUGAGAGAAGACAUGGAGAACGGGACAAACGGGACAACAGAGAAAGGGAUCAGAGAGCAAGUUCACCAGGACGACAUCAAGGAAGAAAUGAUGACCUUGAACGUGAUGAAAGACUAGAAGAAAGGAGAGCAGAUAGGGGUGAAGAUAGGAGAGAUGAAAGGCCUAGAGACCGGGAGAGGGAACGGGAAAGAGACAGAGAAGCAGAACGUGAUCGUGCCCGUGAACGAGAACGUGAGAGAGACAGGGAUAAAGACAGAGAACGGGAACGGGACAGGGACCAUGAUAGAGACAGGGAAAGAGAACGGGAACGGGAAAGAGAAAGGGAAAGAGAACGGGAGAGGGAACGGGAAAGGGAACGAGAACGAGAACGGGAGAGAGGACGGGAAAGAGAAAAAGAAAGGGAGCGACAGAGAGAAUGGGAUGAAAAAGAGAGAGGAAGAGAAGAACGCAGAGAUAAAAGAGAAGAUGUCCGGGAAGAAAGAACCACAAGAGAUAGCCGUGAAGACAGAAAGUCAAAGAAACGUCACAGAAAUGAAAGUAGCCCCAGCCCACGCAAGUCCCCCAAGCGUCGCCGUGAACAUUCACAUGACAGCGAUGCCUACAAUAGUGGAGAUGAACAAAAUGAAAAGCGCAGACUACCAAGUCAGGUUGUACGACCCCAAGAAUCACGCUCACUUAGUCCUACACACCUUUCAGAAGACAAGCAGAGCCGAUGGAAAGACAGUGAGCGAAAGCCAGAGAGAAAGGACAGCUCCAGACAUUAUGAAGAAAGUGAGUUCAAAGAACGAGGGACCUCUGGGGAGAAACCACGUGAGCAGCGAGAGAUCAAUGAAAGUUCAAGGAGCAGGGGCCAAGAGACUGCGACUAACUGGGCUUCUGAAGAACGAGAGCCCUCUGAUCAUUUGCAUGAGGAUAAGAAGAAAGUUAAAGUGCAGAAAAAGACUACAAAAAAGAAGAAAGAGGAUGAUGUUGGACUGGAGCGCUAUGUCAGUGAGCCAGCUCCAGAGAAGACCCAAGUCUUUUCUCCCAAGAAAGUUCAGAAAAAGAAAAACACUGAAAAAAAGCGGAAGAGAUCAAAAGGAGAUUCUGAGGCUUCUGAAGAAGACAGUGGUUCACAUCAGAAAAAGAAAAAAGGCCCAAGGACACCACCCGUAACCACAAGGGAGGAGUUGGUAGAAGUUGUGCCUGAGAAAGCUGUGGUAGUAGAAGUUCCUCCUAAAAGAGAAGACACUACGUUCAGUGACUGGUCAGAUGAAGAUGUUCCUGAGCGUGGAGAACCUGUUCUGGAAAGAAGUUCUGAGGAACCCCAUAGAAGUAGCCACCGCAUAAAGGCUGAAAAUGUGGAAACACCUCAUGUUGUUGAAGAUACCCCACGUGUCAAACCUGUUGAACAGAAGCGGAGCAGCAGUCUUUGCAGCAAUCGAAGCCACACCUCAAGUAGACUCCGGUCACCCUCCAAUGAUUCUGCACACCGCAGUGGAGAUGACCAGAUUGGUUUGAAAAAGAUCUUGCAUAGCAGCUCCAGCGACAGAGAGAAAAGGUGUAUUGAAAUUGCUGGGGAGCGGAAAUCAAGAAUCGAUCAGCUAAAACGAGGUGUUCCUAGCCGCAGCACUUCUUCAGAUCGACAGGAUUCAAGAAGCCACAGUUCAAGGCGAAGUUCUCCUGAGUCAGAUCGUCAAGGCCAUUCGCGAUCUGGGUCCUUUGAUAGUAGGGAGCGAAUUCAGGACAGAGACAGACAUGAUCACGAUCGGGACCGAGAAAGACGAGACGGUAGGACAAGAGAUUGGGACCGAGAUACAGCUAAAGACUGGUUGAGGAGCAGAGACCGGGACAGAAUACGGGAACGUGACAGACAGCGGGAGAAACGGAGAGAUACAGACCGUGAAAAGGAGAGGCCUCUUCCUGAGAACUCUGAAAGAGACCGAGGUGUCAGCACUACCUCUCAAGCAGAAUUAUCCAAGCACAGUGAAACAAAACAAGUCAAAGAGCGUCCAGAGUUUGAGGCAAUCUGUCUGGACUCAACUUCCAUAGAGAAAGAGAGGUUGGAUAAAGACAUCGGACCUUUGCAAAGCUUUGAAGAUGGAGUUGAAGCUGAGAAGCCAGAAAAUGUAGAAGGUGGAGAUGAUGAAGCCAAAAUAGAUGAUAUGCAGUCAAUGGGAUCUGGUGCUGGAGAAUAUGAGCCAAUCAGUGAUGAUGAGCUGGAUGAAAUUUUGGCAGGUGAUGCUGAAAAAAGGGAGGAUCAACAGGAUGAGGAGAAAAUGCCAGAUCCUGUUGAUGUCAUAGAUGUAGACUGGUCCAGUCUUAUGCCAAAGCAGCCAAAAGAGCCACGAGAAGCUGGAGCUGCUCUUUUAAAAUUUACUCCGGGUGCUGUCAUGUUGAGAGUGGGCAUUUCCAAACAAUUGGCUGGCCCUUCCCUCUUCACCAAAAUUAAGGAGACCUGCCAGAGAACGUUGGAGAAACCAAAAGAUGCCGAGAACCUGUUUGAACAUGAAUUUGGAGCCCUGAACAUGGCUGCCUUACUGCGAAAGGAGGAGCGUGCUGGUCUGCUGUCCAACCUUGGUCCUUGUUGCAAAGCCCUGUGCUUCAGAAGAGAUUCUGCAAUUCGCAGGCAGCUAGUGAAAAAUGAAAAGGGCACAACGAAACAAACGUACACAAAUCCUCCAGUAGUGGACAAUGAGUUACUGCGGCUGAGUCUACGGUUGUUCAAACGCAAGACUGUUCAUCAAGUUUCUGGGCAAGAAAAGACAGAAGACUCUAAACUUUCACAACCAUAUGUUCCAGAAGUAUGCAUGUCCUGAGCCAUCCCUUUUGGUCUUUUUACUGUUUGAUAGUAUUGAAGUGUCCAUCUUUGUUCCUUUUAAGCAGGACGGUGCUAGAAGAGGAAAAUACAUUAUUUACAUAUUGGGACAGUUUGGUUGCAAUAAUCUUUGUUUUUCCCCAAGUUCUGGCUUGUCAGGAAGGAGCAGGGAUGUUCCAGUGGGAGCAGUUAAAUAAAUAGGGUAAGCUGUCUCUGUGGUUUGUUUGCGUUUAUAUCCAAAUUGGGGACCCCUGGCUUACUGGCCUCCUAACAAGCAAGAAUUGUAGGCUGCAGCAAGAUUCUGGCUUUCAGAGAGCAAAACGUCAGGGUUACUGAUUUGGACCUAAUACUAAACAAGCUACAAAUAAAGUUUCUUAGUUUAUUUAACCUCUUCUCCCUGCCAGGAGGAACCAAACAAGCUAUUAAGUAGCAAACACCAGGAUGUCUGCUUGUUGCUGCUAAGCCAGACCUCUGAAGUAUUUUGCUAUCAUUGCAUCUAAACUGGCCCAGUGGAUUGGUUGUGAGAUGGUCUGUUAAGGAGUGAAUUCAGUGCGAAAGUUUGAAGACCAGUGUGUCUGUUUUGCUGCAUGUUUUAUAAGUGAGUUCUAACCAUGGAUCCUAUUUAAUAACUUACUCGUAUGUAAGUGUGAAAAUGUCAAUUUUUGGAGAUAUGUUUUAUCACUUGCUAUUAAAUUUUUAAGAAGAAAACA